AGCUGCCCACAAAGUUUCUCAGCCAGGUGACUGUUGAGUCAGAAGGGAAACAGCACGGACACUGCCUACGCAACCAAACUGGAUACAUAAAGAUAUUUUUCAUCUCCAAGCCAAAGUAAGGUUUCACUGCUGCCAACAUGUCCGAGACAGCCGGGGAUGCGAAACCGGAGGUGAAGCAGGCGAGCAAAGAAGUGAAGGAGAGCGAAAAUGUUGCGGAAAAAUAUUCAGCCAUGACCGUGAGCAAGAACAGCGAAAUUAACAUGGGAGAGUUGUCGUCGGUGUUCAGCGCUGUGCCCACUCACAAACCAGUUAAAAAGCAAAUUCAAUUUGUUGAGGAAAAACAGGAGUUCAGCAGGUUUCCCACCAAAACCGGCCGCCGUUCCCUGUCCCGCUCCAUCUCACAGUCCUCCACCGACAGCUACAGCUCUGCUGCAUCCUACACUGAUAGCUCAGAUGACGAGACUUCGCCUCGGGACAAAACGCAAGUCAACUCAAAGGGCAGCAGCGACUUCUGCGUGAAAAACAUCAAGCAGGCUGAAUUCGGGAGACGUGAGAUUGAGAUAGCAGAACAAGAUAUGUCGGCGCUGAUCUCACUCAGGAAGAGAGCACAGAGUGAGAAACCUUUAGCGGGUGCCAAAAUCGUGGGCUGCACUCACAUAACUGCUCAGACUGCAGUGCUGAUUGAGACUCUGGUGGCUCUUGGAGCUCAGUGCCGUUGGACUGCUUGUAACAUUUAUUCAACACAGAAUGAAGUUGCUGCUGCCCUGGCAGAGAGAGGUGUGGCUGCGUUUGCCUGGAAAGGAGAAUCUGAGGAUGACUUCUGGUGGUGUAUUGACCGCUGUGUCAACACUGAGGGCUGGCAGCCCAACAUGAUCCUUGAUGAUGGAGGAGACCUGACACACUGGGUGUAUAAGAAAUAUCCAAACGUCUUCAAGAAGAUCAGAGGCAUUGUAGAGGAGAGUGUUACUGGGGUUCACAGGUUGUACCAGCUUUCUAAAGCGGGGAAGCUGUGUGUUCCAGCCAUGAACGUAAACGACUCUGUGACAAAGCAGAAGUUUGACAACCUGUACUGCUGCAGGGAGUCUAUCUUAGAUGGUUUGAAGCGAACCACAGAUGUCAUGUUCGGAGGAAAGCAGGUGGUGGUUUGUGGGUACGGUGAGGUUGGAAAAGGUUGCUCUGCAGCUCUGAAGGCUUUGGGAGCCGUCGUCUACGUUACAGAGAUUGAUCCCAUCUGUGCCCUGCAAGCCUGCAUGGAUGGAUUCAGGGUCGUCAAGCUGAAUGAGGUCAUUCGCCUGGUCGAUGUUAUCAUCACAUGCACUGGGAACAAAAACGUGGUGACCAGGGACCAGCUGGAUCGAAUGAAAAAUGGCUGCAUUGUGUGCAACAUGGGACACUCAAACACUGAGAUCGAUGUGGCUAGUCUACGGACUCCUGAGCUGACGUGGGAACGAGUCCGCUCUCAGGUGGAUCAUGUGAUCUGGCCUGAUGGCAAAAGGGUCAUCCUGCUGGCUGAGGGGCGCCUGUUGAACCUGAGCUGCUCCACCGUUCCCACCUUUGUCCUUUCCAUCACAGCCACCACUCAGGCUUUGGCCCUCAUAGAGUUGUAUAAUGCCCCAGAGGGACGUUACAAACAAGACGUGUACUUGCUUCCCAAAAAAAUGGAUGAGUACGUGGCCAGUUUGCAUCUGGCCACUUUUGAUGCCCACCUGACAGAACUCACAGAUGAGCAGGCAAAGUAUCUGGGUUUGAAUAAAAAUGGCCCCUUUAAGCCAAACUACUACAGGUAUUAGGCUGCCACCACCACGGUCCGGACCAGCCCUACGUGGAUCUGUAUAUUUCUGAUAUUACCUGUUCUCAAGAAAGAUAGACUUAUCUAUCUUGUAUUUUUCACAGGAGGUACAAGUUGCAUUUAGACGCAUCUGACGUGCUGCUUCCUAUAAACGAUGCACGUGGCACUUAGCUGGCUAUGAAAGGUUAAUGUAAUAAUUACAGCACUGGGAUAUCUGAUAGAUGUAUUGAAUGUGUUUCCUUAGCUGCUGGUUCCUGUCUGAGAGCUUUUCCAGUAAAAUGUGCCAAAUAACAGAGGGCUAGUGUUGUGAAAGAUAAAGAACUAAAAACGGGAUAAACCCGUUUAGAGAGCCAAUUUAUUAUUAUUUUUUAUAUAUGUACGUGAUUACUGUAUGAGAUUUAAUUCUGAAAAUAUGCAUGCUCUGAAUGCACCGAUUAAUAGAUCCUUGAGCUUAUUGAACCUUAAACACUUAGCAGGGUGUUUGAUUUUUUCAGUCACUUUUGUGCAUAAAAACUGUGUCAAAACUUUCUGGGAUGUGCGCUACCAUUAAAAUGAUGAGUGAGGAAUAUUUUUUGCUCAAAGUGGACCAAAUGUGAGUUAAAGUCCUGUUGCUGGACAAAAUAAGCUUUAUUUGGGUAUAUUUAGUGUGGUUUGUUUUGCAGAUGAGCCAUAGCAACUUAAAAAUAAAACUUUGUUUCUAAUAUUUCUACCACCUGGUGGCCAAAUAUAGCUCAGUGCUGCUUUAGUGUUUUUUCCUUUCACAUUUAUUCACAAGAGACAUUCCAUGAGAGGGAGAAGAAGUGCCCUGAUCUUUAGUAAUAUCAUAGUUCCUGUUUACCAUAAUGAAUAGUUAAGAUUAUAAUGUUUGUUUCAGUUAUAUUUUCAUCAGCUAAGGGCAUUUGCUUCAUCUGUAAAUAUUUUUCUUACAAGAUCUAUUUCAUCUGAUUUUCAGUAUCAUGUUUAAUCACAAUAUUUUUUAAAAAUGCCCUUUUUAUAAUGGUACUAAAUAAAUACUUUAGGAGUUUUAAUACUGUGUUAGAUUCAACUGACCUGAUAAAAGUACAUGUUUAGUGAUUUAUAUUCCACUUUAAUUCUGCAGCAGAUGGGGCAGUCUUUAAAAAGUUAUGUAUUCUUUAGACCUGUUUCAGUAUGGGUCUUAUUUUACGCAGCAGAUGGUUUUGAUCAAUUUUUUUGUACAGGAAGAAAUUUUUUUUUAAAUGCUUUGCAAAAAAAAAAAAAAAAAACUUCUUUACAGCCAGUUGUAACCAAAUCUUGCUUUACACUUUGUGUCAUCUUACAAAAUCAUCAUAACAUUUGCCUCUUUCAAACAAUAAGCCAUAACUUACUUGUUCAUUUUAUUAUUUUUGGUAAAGCUGCAGAGUUUGGUGGUUGUUGUCCUGUCAAAACUCGUUAACACAUUUCAGUUACCUGUAUCAUAUACUGCCGUACUUUGUGAUGACCGUAUUAUUGACUAUAUUACUGUCCAUUUAUGUUUGAUAUACUUUUAAAGUUGUGGUAAACAUGUGUACACAGUGGUUUCAGCCUUUAGAAAUCUUCUUCUGCAAUAAGAUAUAAUUACUGUUAUUAUUGUUUUCAACUGAUGUAAUCUUUUAAUCAGCUGAUUUGAGUCCGUUUGACCCAUUGUCUGUUGAGGAAUAACUGAGCUGCUGUGAAGUGCUUACUUGUGUGCACUGACAGCUUUAAUGGUAUUAGAUUCAGGGACACUCAAAGGAAUUGGAGAAAGUGAGUGCUGUAACCAUGGUGACUAUUGGUUGACAGUGCCUUGUGACUCAUUUGUAUUUAAAACAGAGUAUUGUUUCCUCCAGAGUAUGACAGCUAUGCACCAAAACCCUCAUCAACCCUAAUGGAGAAUUAAAAUUUUCUCCAUUAGCAUCCCAGGGUAACCGUUUGAUCUUUCCCAUAAAUGUAAAUUAUUUUACACACUAUUAACAUGUUCAAUGUUUUGAAAUUGUAGAUUUUCCCAUUUUAUUUAUUGUGAGAGCAGAUAGUUUUAUUCUUCAAUGAAGAAUAAAACUAUCUGUAAUCAAUUUAUUUGCUUUGACUAAUUAUAACCACAUUAACAGUGUUUUAUGAUUGACACAAAUGAAUGUGAAUCCCUGCCACUGUCAUGUCGAGUCCCGCUGUGAUUUAAAAGGAAAAUGUUACAUUUUAAUUAAAUAUCCCUAAAUCAUGCAAUGUCCUGCAUUUAACACAAGCUGUAGUUUAGUUUGAAUGAUUUCAUAAAUCUGCAUUCUGUUCAGCAUCUGUCCUCAAUAAAUGGUUCAUCUUGAAAA
Messenger RNA from Poecilia reticulata (guppy), 4083 nucleotides. Lineage: Eukaryota; Metazoa; Chordata; Actinopteri; Cyprinodontiformes; Poeciliidae. The record is from RefSeq and is a predicted model, not a curated record.